UAUAUAUAUAUAAAUUGGUUCUAGUGGAUACUUUUUUUGCAUUAUGAAAACCGCUAAUUGUUCGUGGAAGUGAAGCGGUCUAAAUAAUCGUUUAAUAUAUUGAGAAAGAAUGUAUGGUUCGGUUUUCUUUGACGAGGAUUUUCUUGUCAAAAAGCUUUAUCGAUCUUUGAAGAAGAAGUGGAUCGAAGAAACGAAUUGAUUUAAACUAUUUAUUUGAAAAAUUGUGAAAAUCGCGAUCGUGUUUCGAAUUUUGAACAUAAAUUGAGGAUACCGAAAACGAAGAUCAAUGGGGACAAUUAUUGCGGGAAUACGAUGAAACGAGAGCAAGAAGAAAGUGAAAUUGUAUACUAAAUAAACUUCGAUUCGAUGAUUUUCGGGGAAAAAUCUAUAAUCUAAUUUCAUUUCUUCUUUAUAUAAUAAUAAAUAAAAAAAAGAUAAUAAUUUUAAUGUAUGUAACGAAGAGACGAAUGGUAAAAGAAAGUGAAGUUGUAUCAAAUUAGAAAAUAAAACUUCAGAAAAUACGUUAAAUUUAAAAAAAAAUCCAAUAUUAAUUUUUCUUAAAGGACAAAACAUCGGUGAAAAGUGCAUUGACAUCGAAUUAUCGAGCGCGUCGAUCAUUCCAUCUUCCGAUGGAGUCGAAUAGUUAUCAAAAUCAUCCCUUCUCCAUAUCGAAGAUUUAUAGCUGUGAUCUAUCCAGGGGUUGCGAAUUAUGGAGCACGGAAGAAACAUUCCCAACGAUGUGUCCUUUGCCAAAUUACUAUAGCUUGGUACCGGAUAUAUUAAAUCCGAGAAGUAUACCCCUAUCAUGGGAUCUUCCCAUAAUAAGAUACAAACCACAACCACGUUAUGAAAAACCACCAUAUUCGUACAUCGCUCUAAUAGCCAUGGCUAUUAAUUCUUCGCCUAAACAGAGACUAACCCUCUCCGGCAUUUAUAGAUUCAUCAUGGACAGAUUUCCUUAUUAUAGAGAAAAUCGUCAAGGAUGGCAAAAUAGUAUAAGACAUAACCUAAGUUUGAACGAUUGUUUUGUGAAGAUACCAAGAGACAAGGUGGUUGGGAGUGAUAACACUGAAGAUCAGGCUGGAAAAGGGAGUUAUUGGACUUUAGAUCCUUCGGCGAGCGAAAUGUUUGAGCAUGGUAAUUAUAGAAGAAGAAGAAUGAGAAGGCAGAAAGGAUUUAUACAGGAUAAACAGAUGGAACAAGAUCGCACGAUGGUCUCGGUUUCGUCGGAAAUUUUUUCCAAUUUGAAAUGCAAAGAAAAAAAUGAACAAGAGUGUAAAACAGUUGAUACGAAGAACACUGAGGAGAAUACACGAAAUAGUAAAAUAAUAUACACAGAAGCUCAAGGACAUUGUGUAAAAUCGAUGAUGUUCACAAUCGAAAAUAUUUUACGAAAAUCCACGAAUAAAGCUCCAGUUUAAAUAUUUGAAUAUGAAUUAUUUGUACUUAAGAUUUUAAAACGAAUAAUCAAUAUCAUUAUAUUUUAUAAUUUGUUCAAUGUAUUGUAAAGCAAAAAAUAGACUAUAUUAUUGAAAACACUUGUAUAGAAUAUAAAAUGAAUACUGUUUAUUAUAAAAA
This is a messenger RNA of Apis dorsata (giant honeybee), 1578 nucleotides long. RefSeq names its product forkhead box protein C2-like. The record is from RefSeq and is a predicted model, not a curated record. Bases 630 to 1421 code for a protein of 263 amino acids. Lineage: Eukaryota; Metazoa; Arthropoda; Insecta; Hymenoptera; Apidae. Gene Ontology annotation, biological process: anatomical structure morphogenesis; regulation of transcription by RNA polymerase II; cell differentiation. Gene Ontology annotation, molecular function: RNA polymerase II cis-regulatory region sequence-specific DNA binding; DNA-binding transcription factor activity, RNA polymerase II-specific. The transcript is spliced from 2 exons.